AUGACUGAGGCAGUUGAAGUGCGCUCGUCCACCACCACCACCAUGGUCAUCGACAGUAAGAGCGGGGAUGCCGGGUCACCGCCAGCGCGGUUAUCCAGGAAAACCUUUACAGACGACAUCUACUCUACUUUCAGCUCCCCGCUAGCCUGGAUCCUGGUGCUGGCCCUUGUCAUCACCUGGUCUUGUGUUUUCGUCAUCAUGUUUGAUCUCAUGGACUACAGGACCCUGUCAGGUGCCCCCCCACCUCCUGCCGUCAGGAAAGCUUUAAAGGAAACAGGGCGUAGAGGAGGCCUUUACAAGAUUAGCUCGGACCCCAUGAAGGUUGUGAAUGAGGCAAUGGAUGAGUCGUCAAACUUGGUCAGCAUGAUGCUAAACUUUGCUGCCAGCCUCAUCGCCCCUGAAGAAGAUGAAGGAAACUUGUAUGCGGUGAGGAAAAAAGGUUCGUAUCGGCACGUUUCUUCUCCUGUUCCAAUGUUUAAAGGACUAAUAAAAGACCUGCAACUGAAUCACAAAAUAAUUCCAUGA
This is a messenger RNA of Lampris incognitus (smalleye Pacific opah), 525 nucleotides long. RefSeq names its product triadin-like. The record is from RefSeq and is a predicted model, not a curated record. Gene Ontology annotation, cellular component: membrane; sarcoplasmic reticulum. Gene Ontology annotation, molecular function: signaling receptor binding. The coding region runs from base 1 to 525 and encodes 174 amino acids. The transcript is spliced from 5 exons. Lineage: Eukaryota; Metazoa; Chordata; Actinopteri; Lampriformes; Lampridae.